This is a messenger RNA of Ochotona princeps (American pika), 1056 nucleotides long. Its product is annotated as cytochrome c oxidase assembly protein COX11, mitochondrial. The transcript is spliced from 4 exons. NCBI's taxonomy places the organism in Eukaryota, Metazoa, Chordata, Mammalia, Lagomorpha, Ochotonidae. The record is from RefSeq and is a predicted model, not a curated record. The coding region runs from base 36 to 854 and encodes 272 amino acids. Gene Ontology annotation, molecular function: copper ion binding. Gene Ontology annotation, cellular component: mitochondrial inner membrane.
GGGGGCCUGAGAGGCGGGCGUCCUCUUGGGGGGUUAUGGGAGGAUUCUGGCGUCCGGCAUGGGGCUGGUUCGCUCUCUGUGGCCCGCGAGGGAGCCGCCCGGGGCGUCCGCUCUGGGCCGCGGACGGGGCGGAAGCGUUCCUCAGACGGGCAUGGAGCGGGACAGGAAGUGCUGAGACGGGGCUGAGGUGGCGGCACGGGACAUGGAAGCGCCCGAACCUGGCCGGGCAGCCCGGGCGGCGGCCGAAGAGCACGAACCCGUUCACGCGCGCCCAGGAGGAGGACUGGCGGCGGCGGAACAAGACGGUGCUCACGUACGUGGCCGCGGCCGCCGUGGGCAUGCUGGGGGCGUCUUACGCCGCGGUGCCCCUCUAUCGGCUCUAUUGCCAGACUACCGGGCUUGGAGGAUCAGCAGUAGCAGGUCAUGGAUCAGACCAAAUUGAAAACAUGGUACCCGUUAAGGAUCGGAUCAUCAAAGUCACCUUUAAUGCAGAUGUGCACGCCAGUCUGCAGUGGAACUUCAGACCUCAGCAGACGGAAAUAUAUGUGGUGCCAGGAGAGACUGCAUUAGCGUUUUAUAAAGCAAAGAAUCCUACUGACAAACCAGUGAUUGGAAUUUCUACGUACAAUGUUGUACCAUUUGAAGCUGGGCAAUAUUUCAAUAAAAUACAGUGUUUCUGUUUUGAAGAACAAAGGCUUAAUCCCCAAGAGGAGGUGGAUAUGCCAGUGUUUUUCUACAUUGAUCCUGAAUUUGCUGAAGAUCCAAGAAUGGUGAAUGUUGAUCUCAUCACUCUUUCCUAUACGUUUUUUGAAGCAAAAGAAGGACACAAAUUGCCCAUCCCAGGGUAUAACUGAAGUUGGCAACUGAGUCCUGCUCCAAAGUUGUGAUUUUUGAAAAAUCAUGUAUCCUGCCUUCUCACAGGAGAAACUCUCUGCAGUUCUCCAAUAAUGUGAAAUACUAUUACACAAAAGGUUUGUUUUCAGUGUACACCAAUUGAAAUGAAGAGAACAGGUUCGGCUUGCCUCAUAAGAAACCCACAUGCCUAUGUGAUAUGUC